Molecule: messenger RNA, 2971 nt
Organism: Anopheles funestus (African malaria mosquito)
Lineage: Eukaryota; Metazoa; Arthropoda; Insecta; Diptera; Culicidae
Product: T-box transcription factor TBX6-like
Exons: 5
Coding region: 892-2442 (516 amino acids)
Biological process (GO): positive regulation of DNA-templated transcription; regulation of transcription by RNA polymerase II; heart development
Cellular component (GO): nucleus
Molecular function (GO): DNA-binding transcription factor activity, RNA polymerase II-specific; RNA polymerase II cis-regulatory region sequence-specific DNA binding
Source: RefSeq, a predicted model, not a curated record
GUUAAUUAAUAUACACAAAAAGGACACUUUAGUACAGCGCUUCAUGCUGCUUUGUCUACUCCAUUUUUGUUCAAACACAAAGAAGGCGUCACACACUCAACCGCAGCAUAGACGUACACACAGCCAUUUAGUAGGCGUGGCCAUGCAACGUACGGCUGUGUGUGUGAAUUUCUUCCAUUUUCUUUCCAUCGGGUCCGUGUAUCGUCCGACUUCACCCCUUCUUCUUGCACGAUUUCCCACGCAAAAUCAACGCGAAUCGUACAGAAUUUUAGUUUUAAUCCAUCUUUUACGGACGUCGGUCCGGUCGAAACCGUCCGUAAUUUUUUGUUUCUGUCGGCAAGCAGUAACGAUCGUUCGUUUGGCCACAAUUACCAUUAACCCCGGUGGUUGUCAGGUGGCAGUGCAUGGUAAAUUACGUGUACUAACAGUGUGUGUCACGUUUUUUGUUUCUUCAUAUUGUGUAACAAAUGUACCAAAAAGUUUAUUUUUCGGUUGAGGUGUGUUCCGAUGUUUCAUUUUAUAAACAAUCCACAGUGAAUGGAAGCUAAAGCUUGACUCAUGAAAGUAGAUGUAACAGUUUAUAACAUCAUAAAGAAAUAUAAAAGAAAUGAAUUAAACAGUGAAACAUGUUCAAAAAGUGAUCCAGUGCUAGUAGCUUAGUAAACGUUGGUUUCAAUAGUGCAAAAUAAAACAAAAACCCCCAUAAAAAAGUGUCACAAUAAGCAAUCAAAUAAUGUAUUAUGGGUUCCUCUCUAUUGUACCCGUGUGUUGUUUGCUUUAUGUAAUAAUGCCGACCACAUAAACAACUGUGUGAACAACAUCAUCGAAACGGAUCAGAAACACAUCGAUUUGCACAAAACAAACACUGUAAAACACCCUCCCGGAACCACCAUGACGGAUUUGAUCGAUUUACGAAUGCAUCAGCACAUUGCACACGAAAUCUAUCGUCAGCAAAUGUUGCAACGGAUACCAGAUCCGUUCCCAACGAUGCUGCCUGUUCCGGUACCAUCGAUGCAUGCGAUGGCACUGCCACCACGCUACACCCUACCCGGCGUUGAGCUGAAGCUGCAGAACAAGGAACUUUGGCGGGAGUUUCACAAGAUCGGUACCGAAAUGAUCAUCACCAAAAGUGGACGCCGUAUGUUUCCCUCGAUGCGGCUCACGGUGGAUGGACUGGAUGCGGACACAAAUUAUUGCGUGCUGCUCGAAAUGAUGCCCAUUAGUGACUGUCGGUUCAAGUUCAGCGGUUCCCAAUGGGUACCGGCGGGUGGUGCCGAACCGCAGAGUCCCCAAAGGUUUUGCCUUCAUCCGGACAGUCCGGCACUCGGUACGCACUGGGCCUCACAACCGAUCGUCUUCAACAAGGUGAAGCUCACAAACAACACGCUCGACAACAAUGGUCAUGUCGUACUAACCAGCAUGCACAAGUACCAACCGAGGAUACACAUCAUCCGCACAUCGGAUCCAUCCCAGAUUCCUUGGGCUGCCCAGCAAGCGUUCGUUUUCCCGGAAACCGAGUUCGUUGCCGUCACGGCCUAUCAGAACGAUCGCAUCACGAAGCUAAAGAUCGAUAACAACCCAUUCGCCAAAGGGUUCCGAGAGACGGGUCAGUCGCGCUGCAAACGCAAGAUGGGAUGCAACGUCUCGACAUCGUCCUCGUCCUCUUCGUCCUCCUCAUCGGGUGCGGGUCUCGGUGGUGCGGGUAGCGGCAGUUGCGCUGGUGACGGUGGACCCGACGGUGGUGGACAGUUGACAGACGACGAAGAUCGCCACGACCUGCACGACCUGAUCAAGCGACCGAGAUCAAACGGUUCACCAGCUUCCGACUGUACCGUGCACGAGGGUGGACCACCGAUGCAUCAUCCCCGGCUGCACCAGGCAAGCCUGCGUCCAUUCCCCGCCUCGCCCGAACUGCUGAUGCGCCAGUACAAUCAGAUGUUUAAUCCGAGCUGGAUGGAUCUGAUGUUGCCAUACUUUGCCCGUCAUCAUCAUCCAUACCAUCAGCCGCAUCCACACCAGACGCCACAUCAUCACCAUCAUCAUCAGCAUCAUCCUCACACGCAACCACCCGGACCGUUCGUUGGAACGUUGGGGCAUCCGGGAAUGUUGUCCGUUACCGGCACCCAAGCUACUGCUCCAAUCGUUUCGCCUGCCCACUCCAAUCCGGACUCAACCGAUCUCGAUCGUACGUCGGCAUUUAGCGUACGGACUCCUCAAACCAGUGGCAGUGAUUACGAGCCAAAUGAGCAGGCACGACCGGACAGUCCGGCAGGGUCACCGAAGCCGACGGUUUUGCGACCUUCCGCUAUCAGACCGAAGGGGUCGAGUCCAGCCACUCCUACCGAAGCGCCCCAUCCGCUAGAUGCCGUUGAUCCAACGGACCCCAAUGGAGAUGCGGAUCGCAAAAUUAACUUCAGUAUCGCUUCCAUUUUGCUGCUGUAGCAAAUACGCAAUGUAAGGCGUCAACGCUUCUUCCAAAUUCUCCUGUGAAACAAGUGCCUUAAUGCGAGCCGCGAUCGAUCAGCAAUCUUCGUGACGAUCUCGCAACGAAACUCCACGAGCAAGCUGCACCUGCAACGAUGUGCAAAUAUUAUGGUGCUGCACGGCCAUGUUAGUGUGUUCCAUGUGUAAGGAUGCGUACAGUGAUCGUUCUGCAUGCUGACAAGCGUAUAGAGCUAAAUAAAAUCGUAUCGAAGUAUGAGCCAGAUGAGAUGAGCCGGUUGCUUUAUUUAUUUCCUUCUGUCCCGCAGACAAAGGUCUCACGCAUAGAACUAUCCGAAAAGCCAUCAAACGAACCAUGACAACUAGAUCUAGCUGGGUAUCCUUUUACAGUAAACGCAUCUUAUUAUGGACUGCAAGGAUUCCGCCUUGCCACCGCUCAGGUGAGUCUUCCUAUUUCUCAGGUCCUUCUGGGCUCAGUAGAUUGGGCUUCAGAAUUAGAACAAUUGAAACAAUUUCUUAACCAUUUGUG